Malaclemys terrapin pileata is the source of this 1889-nucleotide messenger RNA. RefSeq names its product C-type lectin domain containing 11A (gene CLEC11A). The record is from RefSeq and is a predicted model, not a curated record. Bases 108 to 1013 code for a protein of 301 amino acids. Lineage: Eukaryota; Metazoa; Chordata; Testudines; Emydidae. The transcript is spliced from 4 exons.
GUUUGGAUCAGCUGUCUCUUGGCCGGGGUCCCAGCCCCGCCAGCCCCAGCGGCGCCGCCCGGGCAGGCGGAACCAGUGUGUCUGGGACAGGGGGGAACGGAGCAGGCAUGGCCGUGGGGUGCGGGGUGCUGUUGCUGCUGGGGGCGCUGCUGGCGCCCGGCCAGAGCCAGGAGCUCAGUUCGGAGGAGGAGAGACAGGCCCUGAUGCUGAAGCACCUGCAGGAAGUGCUGCAGCUGCCAGAGGAGGAGGGCGAGGGGCCCCCCGAGAUGACGCUGACGGAGCUGGCCCCCGAGGGGGGCGAGGAAGAGGAGGAGGGGGAAGAUGGGGAGGGGGCACCCAUCGAGGAGGACAUUCAGCCCACCCAGCCAGCCCCAACCACAGCGGCCCCUCAGCCCGAGGAGGACGGAUUCACUUACGUGUUCUCGCGGCUGGACAGCCUGGACGCGGCCGUGCACCGGCUCAACGUGCAGUUCUACACCAUGGACCUGCGCCUGGCCCAGUUCUCCCAGGGCCUGGCCGAGCUGCGGGGGCGCCUGGCCGAGGCCCAGGAGGGGCUGAGCGCCCUCAACCAGACCAGCACCCGCAACCAGCAGGACAUCGGCAAGAUCGACGGCUGCCUGCGGGGCCGGAGGUUCCACGCCAAAUGCUUCCUGAUCGUUAAGCAGUUCGAGGGCUACGACAGGGCGCAGGAGCUGUGCCGGCUGCGGGGCGGGAACCUGGCCAUGCCGGCCGACACCGCCGAACUGGCCGCCCUGCGCCGCUACCUGCACGAGGCCUUCCAGCCCCACAACUGGCCGGCCUGGGUGGGCAUCCACGACCGGCGGGCCGAGGGCUUGUGGCUGUAUGAGAACGGCCAACGCGUCUCCUUCUUCGACUGGUACCAGGACCACCUGGUGAGCCAGCCCAACGGGGGCGCCCGGGAGAACUGCGUCUCCCUCUCCUCCGACGACGGCAAGUGGUGGGACAACGACUGCGCCCGGCGCAUGUACUACGUCUGCGAGUACCGGCUCUAGGAGGGUGGGGGUGGACCCUGCGCCCAGACACCCAGCACUCCCCAGCCCGGAGACCCAGCAACAGCCCCCGGGACCCUGCGCCCAGAGACCCUGUACCCCCCAGCCCAGACACCCAGCACCCGCCCCCCCCAAGACCCUGCACCCCCCCCAGCCCAGAAACCCAGCACCUGCCUCCCCCAGGAACCCUGUAUCCCACAGCCCAGAGACCCUGCACCCCCCAGCCCAGAAAUCCAGGACCUGCCUCCCCCAGGGACCCUGUAUCCCCCAGCCCAGAGACCCAGCACCUGUCCCCCCCAGGACCCUGCACACUCCCCGGAGACCCAGCACCUGCCCCCCCCCCCACCCAGGGACCCUGCCCUCCCCAGCCCAGACACCCAGUACCCACCUCCCCACGGAAACACUGCACCCCAGAGAAUCGGUUCCCGAACCCCCAUCAGCCACCCAUCUACUCCCGACAGAACAAUGACUGCACCCAUCUGUGAGUACCGGCUCUGGGGGGCCGUGCCCCUCCCCCAUCCCAGAGACUCAAACCCCCCAUGCCCCGACACCUGACAAUGUAUCACCACAUGUAGUUGCUCAAGGUCUGAACAGAUCCCCAGAGAUGACCCAUCACCCAGGUGCUAGAGGGUCAAAGGUCAUCACUGUGGGUGGGGGCACAUGCAAAUCCCUGGCCCCAGACACACACACUGGGACAGUCUCCCCCCUUUCCCCCCACCCAGGGCCUUACACGGCCCCUUGGGCUGGUCCUGCCUUGGCCUCAGCUGCCCCCCCCCCCCGGGGCCUGUCCCCCACACGAGUCCCCCCCAGGGCAGCCCCCCGCCCCGGUUACACUUGCAGGCGUCUCUGGUAAAAUAGAAACUCUUUUAUUCGUUUUUA